AUGGAUCUGGAAAAACAUACCAAGGAAACGCCCCAUCUUCAGGAGCAAAUUCAACAUUUGGAAAGUUACAUAGAAGUGUUAAAAUUUGAAAGCGAAAAACACGAAUGUGCCAGUCCAGUUGAAGGAAGUUCAGAAGACAGAAGAGUGACUCAAUUGGAAAGAACGGUUUUUAUACUGAAAAGAGUAGUGGAAAAAUUGCAAGUGGAAAACAAGAGAUUGGUCAGUGGAAAAACACCAAUUUCGCAACGCGCGUCAUCAGCUGACAAACUUAAGCGAGAUUAUGCCAGACUGAAAGAGCAACACGCCGAAAGUUUGCAAAAGAUCCAGGAUUUACAAACUCAAAUUAAUAAGAAGCGAGUUGAAGCUAAAACAGGCAUGAUGAGUCAGCGAGACCAAUCUGAACAGUUCAGAAUUCAAUUGGAACAGGUUAAAAAUGAACUGGAGAAAAAAUCGCAUUUGUUGGAUAAAGUAAAAGCUCUGUUGCACGGUGCUGCUGCCAAAGAAAAGCUCUUGUUGAAAGAGUUUAGGUGUACAUUAGAUUUGCAAAAGAAGUACGGAAAGAGUAGGGUCUUUAACACUCCACUCUGCGAACAGGGAAUUGCAGGAUUUGGUAUAGGAGCAGCUGCUGCCGGAUCCACAGCCAUCGCCGAAAUUCAGUUCGCCGAUUAUAUUUUCCCAGCCUUUGAUCAAUUAGUGAACGAAGCAGCCAAGUACAGAUACAGAAGUGGGGAUCAAUUCGAUUGUGGAAAAUUAACAAUAAGAGCCCCAUGUGGAGCUGUGGGCCACGGAGGACUUUACCACUCUCAAAGUCCAGAAGCUUAUUUUGCUCACACACCAGGUUUAAAGGUAGUAAUUCCCAGGGGUCCAAUCAAAGCCAAAGGUUUGCUGUUAAGCUGUAUUAGAGAUCCAGAUCCUUGCUUGGUAUUUGAACCCAAAGCACUGUACAGAGCGGCUGUUGAAGAAGUUCCUGUUGCGGAUUAUCAAUUGCCAUUAGGAAAAGCAGAUAUUCUCAAGGAAGGAAAAGAUAUUACUAUGAUAGGUUGGGGUACACAGGUGCACGUUUUGACGGAAACAGCCGAAAUACUAGAAAAAGAAUAUAAAAUUUCUUGCGAGGUCAUAGAUUUGGUAUCGAUUUUGCCUUGGGAUCAAGAUACUGUUUGCAGGUCUGUAUGUAAAACUGGAAGGGUGCUAGUAGCACACGAGGCACCUCUAACAUCCGGUUUUGGAGCUGAAAUUGCUGCAACAAUUCAGGAUCAUUGUUUCUUAAAUUUGGAAGCACCUGUGGCUAGAGUGACAGGACCUGAUACGCCAUUCCCUCACGUUUUUGAACCUUUUUAUCUUCCCACAAAAUGGAGAUGCAUAGAGACUGCUCUAAAGUUGAUGGAUUAUUAAAAUAAUACAGAGUGUAAAUGAAUAAGUGCGAAAAAAAACUCUACAAGUUAUUUACAAAGUAAGAAUUUAGAAUAAAUUUCCUCUAAUAGUACACUCUAUGCCAGGUGAAUGUAUUUAUAUAAAUUAAGAUUAAAAUAUAUUUGCCUAGCAUCUCAGAUGAAAUGUAUAAUUGACUUUUUAUGGAAAACCAACAUAUUUUACAAGAAGUAAACACCAAAUUAUUUUGUACUUAAGUCAUUUAUACCCUCUACAGCAUUGUCAUACCAUCAUGUUUAAAUUAAUUUGUAUUUGCCAUAUUUUUUAAUAAAAGAAUUAUUAAUAUGA
This is a messenger RNA of Sitophilus oryzae (rice weevil), 1716 nucleotides long. Its product is annotated as 2-oxoisovalerate dehydrogenase subunit beta, mitochondrial-like. The transcript has 9 exons. Gene Ontology annotation, molecular function: catalytic activity. Bases 1 to 1392 code for a protein of 463 amino acids. Lineage: Eukaryota; Metazoa; Arthropoda; Insecta; Coleoptera; Curculionidae. The record is from RefSeq and is a predicted model, not a curated record. Gene Ontology annotation, biological process: response to nutrient; branched-chain amino acid catabolic process.